Necator americanus (New World hookworm) is the source of this 1536-nucleotide messenger RNA. RefSeq lists its product as uncharacterized. Lineage: Eukaryota; Metazoa; Nematoda; Chromadorea; Rhabditida; Ancylostomatidae. Bases 1 to 1536 code for a protein of 511 amino acids. The record is from RefSeq and is a predicted model, not a curated record. Gene Ontology annotation, molecular function: chloride channel activity. The transcript has 14 exons.
AUGUCAUCUUCUAGAGCUUUCGAAUCGUUGGCUGUUUAUUGUCGUGAAUUUACGUCUGUGGUUCCAAUUACAUUCGUAAUGGGAUUCUAUGUGACCUUCAUUGUUGGUCGUUGGUGGCAACAAUAUGUGAAUAUUCCCUGGCCAGAUAAAGUAUGCUUAGAAGUGUCAGCGUAUGUCCAAGGAAGUGAUGAACGAGGACGGAUGAUCCGUAGAGCAAUGGCAAGGUAUCUCAACCUAAUAGCAGCCCUAACAUUCCAGAAUAUUUCCACGGUAAUUAAACGGCGAUUUCCUACAGUCUCUCAUCUUGUAGAAGCCGGAAUCCUGACUUCGGAGGAAAAAGAUAUGUUGGAUAACACACAAACACCGCAUGGAAUAUGGUGGGUCCCAUCUCAAUGGUUUUGUCAAUUGGCCGCCACUGCACGUAAGGAAGGUCGAAUACAUGACGAUCUACAUCUGAAGACUUUAAUAGAUGAUUGUCUUGAAUUCCGUGGUUACUGCGGAAUGAUAUGGUCAUAUGACUGGAUAUCAGUUCCAUUGGUAUAUACACAGGUUGUAACUAUAGCGGUGUACAGCUUUUUUGCCGCAUGUCUAUUCGGAAGGCAGUACUUGUUACUCGAAGAUUCAAAUGCUCCGCUACCUCAUUCGAUCGACUUCUACCUGCCAAUUUUUUCAAUGUUUCAAUUUUUCUUUUAUGUUGGAUGGCUCAAAGUAGCUGAGUCAAUGAUUUGUCCUUUCGGAGAGGACGAUGACGACUUCGAUUUGAACUGGAUUGUCGAUCGAAACCUACAAGUGAGCCUUCUCAUGGUUGAUGGACUUCAUGGUAGACAACCACCACUCACUCGCGAUCUUUUCUGGGAUUCAAUCGGAGCCGAAUUACCAUAUACGCAAGGAGCUUCAAAAUAUCGUGCUGAUCCGUUUGUUGGAUCUACGAUGGCUAUGAACAUCCCGGAUCAUGAUGCUGUGUGGGAGGUCGAUCAGAUGCCACCAAUUACGGAAGAAGAUGGUUCGAGCAGAAGAAACUGCUGUGAGGAUGAGGAUGGUGUGGAUAGUGUGUGCAGUAGAAGAUCAUAUAGGAAAAGAAGAGGCUUAGGUGCCCUACUACUAGGCUACUCUCGUCAAACUAUACCGUCACGUUUCGGUUCAAGAAAGAGCUUAAACUCUGUAUCAGCUAAAAUUGGAGGCAAAUCACCUAUCCAACUAAUGCGAUCUCUUGGUGAACGAAAUUUUGGCCGAAAGCGAUCAAGUGCUGAAGAAAACGAGGAUGUUCCAAUUUUUAAUGGAAGUAGCAGUGUUGUUUCUAUGGUGAAUGAAACGGGUCAGACAAUGUUUUCAACUACACAUCUAGUUGAUAAGGUGAAAUAUAAGAUGAACAUUCAGCCAGUGCUUGAAGAAGAGCGACAGCCUAUUCCCAGUGCUGAUACCACUGUUACCUCAGUACCUACAAGUACUGCUAUGGAGUCUAGUAGUGACGGAAGUGCAGCGCUAUGCACGAGCACUGCACAUCUUCUCCUUCGAUCCAAGACUCUCGAUACUUAG